CAAACUUAAACUUAGUGCCUUUUGUCAUACAUUAGCGAUACCGAGGUAUCCUAAUUCUCUGUUGAGUGAAGCGUUUGAUUGUCUUCAAACAAGCGAUUGAAAGGGGGAAGACUGCGGAAGUCAAAAGAGGUACGUUUUAUGGCUGCCUCAGGAACCACAGAAAGACACCCCAACUCAGCUAUGAUCAAGCUGGGCAAAAUCCUAGGAAUUUCCAAUAACAAGAACGCAUCAGGCACAGAGAAAACUUCACCUGCUACUAGCUCAAACGCGUCCCUGAGCUCUAGUCCCUCAUCCCCCACGUUGCAGGCGAAGAAUACUUCAGAUUUGAACUACAAAGAGGCCAAGCUGCAUUCAAAUUCGACGUCCUCUUUGGUAAGCUCCAAUAUAGGCAAUGGCGCACGCAAAGCCAGAAGCCCUGGCCAGAGCUCGUUGCAAGGUCCGGGAAACAUUGCCCCAAUCAGCCUAAAUUCGGGCGAUGCUGCCUCUUUGUCACGGUCUGGGUCGAUGGCGUCCAAAAAUCCACAGGUAGCUCGUUUCCUGAUGCGUGAAGACGGAACGCACGAGCAUCAUCUUCGAAACACCAAGAGACAGGAAAAACUGGGCCAGAUGGUGAAGGAUUGGCUAGGAGCCAAGAAAUUGAGAAAUUCAGCCGUUUCAGCCAUUCCUAAUAUUUUGUCCUCCACGAAUUUGGCUGCGCUCGACAACGAGGCCAAGGCCCGGGUGGACGCUGCAACAAGUAAGAAUCUUCCUCCAACUUUGCUGUCUGGUCUUUUGAACCAGGUGAAACGAGGCGAUAUUACCCAAUUCUCUGGGCCUGAGAACGCCAUCCAGCAGCCUAGCACUGCCAUGAGUGUGAAUAUGAAACCGGAAGCGGCGGACAAUCGUCUGUUUGUGGAAAAAUACGGCGAGUGCCAGGAAGUCAUUGGUCGUGGUGCGUUUGGAGUGGUGCGUGUGGCCCACAAAAAGGUGACCAAGGAUGGAUCUGACGGAAGUACAGAAAUCCUCUACGCUGUCAAGGAAUUCAGAAGACGUCCCAACGAAAGUGACAAGCGCUACUCCAAACGACUGACGAGCGAGUUCUGUAUAUCGUCGUCGUUGAAGCACCUGAACAUCAUAUCUACCAUCGAUCUGUUGAAAGAUGCAAAGAGCGAUUAUUGUGAGGUUAUGGAGUACUGUUCAGGAGGCGAUCUGUACUCCCUGAUUGUGACAGCAGGAAGGCUGGAAUAUACAGAGGCAGAUUGCUUCUUCAAACAGUUGGUUAGGGGCCUCAACUACAUGCACAAGAUGGGCGUUGCUCACCGGGAUCUGAAACCAGAAAACCUACUGCUGACAUCAGAAGGAACGCUGAAAAUCACCGAUUUCGGUAACGCCGAGUGCUUCAAAAUGGCGUGGGAGGACGAAGUGCAACUGAGUCACGGAAUCUGCGGUUCUUCGCCGUAUAUUGCACCCGAGGAGUACACUCAGAAGGAGUUUGACCCGAGACCCAUAGAUGUCUGGGCGUGCGGUGUGAUAUACAUGGCCAUGCGCACCGGUCGGCAACUUUGGAAGCUCGCCAACGUAGAGGACGAGUUCUUCACCACAUAUCUGCAGAAACGGAAGGACGCCAAAGGCUACGAACCUAUAGAGGGUCUCAAGCGUGCGAGAUGCAGGAACGUUAUAUACUCUGUGCUGGAUCCCAUCCCGCAGAGAAGGAUCACGUGUGCCCAGAUACUGAAUAGCGAGUGGGUACGAGAGAUCAAAGUUUGCAAGGCUGGCGACUGCGGAAAAAGAGUCGAGUAGAGUGUUGCAUAUAGAAUUAACGAGUUACGAG
Messenger RNA from Ogataea polymorpha, 1810 nucleotides. RefSeq lists its product as uncharacterized. The record is from RefSeq and is a predicted model, not a curated record. NCBI's taxonomy places the organism in Eukaryota, Fungi, Ascomycota, Pichiomycetes, Pichiales, Pichiaceae. The transcript has a single exon. The coding region runs from base 139 to 1779 and encodes 546 amino acids. Gene Ontology annotation, molecular function: ATP binding; protein serine/threonine kinase activity. Gene Ontology annotation, biological process: protein phosphorylation; intracellular signal transduction; intracellular monoatomic cation homeostasis.